UUUAAAUAAAAACAAAAUCUAUUGAUAACCGCGCUCCGUCAAAAACAUACAAGUGCGAAUGAGAAAAACUACAUACCAUGAAGUCAUCAUUUAUUCACUCCAUCAUCAAAGGAAAUUUAUAUGAUUUGCCUGUUUCACCUUGCACCACAGCUGAAGCUCUUAAAUACCAUGCAACUAAACUUAUCAUCACUGAGCUGAGCACUAGAGAAAAUGAGAAGGAAUGAAAAUAAAACCAAAAACCCAACAGAAACAGACAACAACAAAAUAAAGAAACCCAAUUGCACAAGUACAAGACGAGCAAAGGAAAUAAUAGCAAUACAAACAGCAAGAACGAAUCGGACCAACCUGGUGGUGGACGAGUGAAACGACAAACGAAAACCAAAACGAUUCACUAUUGGAAAAUGGUGAUAGAAGUUGUUGUAUCGUUUACAUUUGUGCUUGAUAAUUUUUAUUAAAAAUUACGAUAAAAUUUCGGUAAAUUAUUAUAAAGUAACAUCAAAGUGUAUUAAGUGAAGUGUUGUGAAUCAAUUUAAUAUAAUAGAAUUGGAAAAUAUUAACGCUAAAAUGAGUGAAAUGGACAUUUUGUGUGGCGAGAAAAAUAUUCCCCCUCAUACGCAGCAAUCGCAAAUGGCGACUGAAUUCACGUCGUCCGCUACCAAAGAAAAUACGAUGUCUAUAAUCACGUCGGAGCCGGUUAAUAUCGAUGCGGCACUCCCAACAGAUGGAGGCACUGAUACUUCCGGGCUCCAUGACGAAACCAUGAGCAGUUUAUGCCCAAAUAAUUCAAAUAGUUCAUUGGGCGCUGGUGCUGGAGCUGGGGCUACCGCUGGUGGUCCAGUAUCGAAAAAUAAGCGUAAACAUCGAAGAGGCAAACCAAAGACGAAGAACAUCAAACCCUACAAGAAGGCGAAUUGGAAAUUUCAAGUUCCUUCCUAUAGGAAAAGUCAAAGUGUUGGAUAUGGUCGUGGCGGUAGCGGUGGAGGUGGUGGAGGUAGUGGCGGUAGUGGUAUGGGUAGUGGAAAUCCAAGUUCGAUCAGUGGACGUCGCAUUAAAUUGAACCGAAGUCGAUCUCUGGUGCCGUACAACACUAAUAAGUUUCUAAUGGAAGAACAUCUAGCAGAGGUGCCAUCUGCUUUACUAACGCCAUCUGGUAGGACUCGCGAUUCUAGUUUUUCUGUUGAUUCCGAAGAUAACUACUUAUAUUCUUUACCUGAAGAUGAAGAGGAGUUCCUGACCAAGGAAUUUGCAAACGUAUACGAGAAGGCAAGGGUAGAACGUUUAGAGACGUUGUCCAAGCAACAACUCAUCGAAGAGUGUUUGCAAAUUGAAGAUAGGUAUUCCGAGCAAGGUGCACAAAGGCAGCAGCAGAUAAAUGCGCAAAGGUUAUCUGCCGAGUAUUUAAUUAGAAUAAGAUCUUUGGAAGAGAAAGUCCGAGACCUAACCAAGGAGAAUAUUGAUCUGCGCAGACAACUGACUGUAACCCAGCGUCCCACACCAAUGGAUUCAUCAAGUGAGGACAGCGAAAGUGACAGCUCCAGCAGUAGUGGCAAAAGCUCAUCGUCAUCUAAGAGCUCGCUGAGUACUUACAGUUCGCCCGGUGAACUGAAAAAUGAUAUUCAAAUGGGUGAUCCAUCUCUCAGUGCAGAAGAACAUCAAGAAAUUGCGAAUGGAGUUUCCAACUGCAAUGGUUAUCAUUCAGCCAACAGCAAUACUCCAUCGUCUUCCCCCUCACGGCCAUCAUCACCAACAUCUCCGCAGCAGUCGCGAAGACAACUUGAUUCCCCAGCAUCUCAGUCUACUGAUCCGUAAAUCCCUCCUCCCAUGGACUCACAUGAAGAGCAUUUGAUAAUGAAAAAAAUAUUAAGUAUAAAUAUUGCAUAGAAAUGAUUUAGAUUUAUAACUUGUUUUAAAAUGUUUAUUUUUAUUAUAAUUUUUUAAUUAACUCUACGGUACGCAUAUUAUGUAUUUAUAAAUAAUUUUAACAAACUAAAUAUAAUUUUAAAAAUGUAUAUUUAACUUUGAUAGUAUUUAACAUUUGUUUUUAUUUUUAUUAUUACAAUGUUUACUUUGUUAAUUUCUUAGCACAAACUUUUAACUCCUGUUUUUUGUUUUUAAUAUUUUGUGUAUCUAGUCGCGAUCAUUUUUAAGAUACAUACAUACACCCACAUUUUGAGGAUAGUUAUAGUUUUUAUUAUAUCGAAAUAUUU
Molecule: messenger RNA, 2207 nt
Organism: Eupeodes corollae
Lineage: Eukaryota; Metazoa; Arthropoda; Insecta; Diptera; Syrphidae
Gene: Hexim
Product: protein HEXIM1
Exons: 2
Coding region: 565-1809 (414 amino acids)
Biological process (GO): negative regulation of cyclin-dependent protein serine/threonine kinase activity; negative regulation of transcription by RNA polymerase II
Cellular component (GO): nucleoplasm; cytoplasm; nucleus
Molecular function (GO): cyclin-dependent protein serine/threonine kinase inhibitor activity; 7SK snRNA binding
Source: RefSeq, a predicted model, not a curated record